Molecule: messenger RNA, 3644 nt
Organism: Leptonychotes weddellii (Weddell seal)
Lineage: Eukaryota; Metazoa; Chordata; Mammalia; Carnivora; Phocidae
Gene: RBMX
Product: RNA binding motif protein X-linked
Molecular function (GO): RNA binding
Source: RefSeq, a predicted model, not a curated record
CUCGUUCCCGGGCAGUAUAAAGUUUGCUGUCUCCUUUGUUCGCCCUCGUUGCGCAGUAGUGCUAGCGGCUUCCCUCUUCCGUUCUCGGCACCGGCGGCACUCCCUCGUGCUGAGCUGCUACGAAGCCCCUGCCGGCGAGCUCGUAGGAGCUUGGAACCGUCGUCACCCCUCCGUCUCUCACCAGGGGGAAAAAAAUGGUUGAAGCAGAUCGCCCAGGAAAGCUUUUCAUUGGUGGCCUCAAUACAGAAACAAAUGAAAAAGCCCUUGAAGCAGUAUUUGGCAAAUAUGGACGAAUAGUGGAAGUUCUAUUGAUGAAAGAUCGUGAAACCAACAAAUCGAGAGGAUUUGCUUUUGUCACCUUUGAGAGCCCAGCAGAUGCUAAGGAUGCAGCCAGAGACAUGAAUGGAAAGUCCUUAGAUGGAAAAGCCAUCAAAGUAGAACAGGCCACUAAACCAUCAUUUGAAAGUGGUAGACGUGGACCACCUCCACCUCCAAGAAGCAGAGGCCCUCCAAGAGGUCUUAGAGGCGGAAGAGGAGGAAGUGGAGGAACCAGGGGACCUCCCUCACGUGGAGGGCAUAUGGAUGAUGGUGGCUAUUCCAUGAAUUUUAACAUGAGUUCUUCCAGGGGACCACUUCCAGUAAAAAGAGGACCACCACCACGAAGUGGUGGUCCUCCUCCUAAAAGAUCUGCCCCUUCAGGACCAGUUCGAAGCAGCAGUGGAAUGGGAGGAAGAGCUCCUGUGUCACGCGGAAGAGAUAGUUACGGAGGCCCACCUCGAAGGGAACCCCUGCCCUCUCGUAGAGAUGUUUAUUUGUCCCCAAGAGAUGAUGGAUACUCUACUAAAGACAGCUAUUCAAGCAGAGAUUACCCAAGUUCUCGUGAUACAAGAGAUUAUGCACCACCACCAAGAGAUUAUACUUACCGUGAUUAUGGUCAUUCCAGUUCACGUGAUGACUACCCAUCGAGAGGCUAUAGUGAUAGAGAUGGCUAUGGUCGUGAUCGUGACUAUUCAGAUCAUCCAAGUGGAGGUUCCUACAGAGAUUCAUAUGAGAGUUAUGGUAACUCACGUAGUGCUCCACCUACACGAGGGCCCCCGCCAUCUUAUGGUGGAAGCAGUCGCUAUGAUGAUUACAGCAGCUCACGUGACGGAUAUGGUGGAAGUCGAGACAGUUACUCAAGCAGCCGAAGUGAUCUCUACUCAAGUGGUCGUGAUCGGGUUGGCAGACAAGAAAGAGGGCUUCCCCCUUCUAUGGAAAGGGGGUACCCUCCUCCACGUGAUUCCUACAGCAGUUCAAGCCGCGGAGCACCAAGAGGUGGUGGCCGUGGAGGAAGCCGAUCUGAUAGAGGGGGAGGCAGAAGCAGAUAUUAAAAACAAACAAAACUUUGGACCAAAAUCCCUGUUCAAAGAAACAAACAAAAAAGUGGAACCUUUUCUGUCAUAACUACCCAAGGACUACUAAAAGGAAAAAUUGUGUUACCUUUUUUUAAAUUUCCUGUUAAGUUCCCCUUCCAUAAUUUUUAUGUUCUUGUGAGGGAAAAAAAAAGUAAAACCUGUUUAAUCUUAUUUGACUUUAUGACAUUGCUUUCAAUAAGCAAAUGUUAAAUGUGUUAAGACUUGACUUGUGUACUAGUGUUGUAAUUUCUCAAGUUAAAAGUGUCCCUAAAGGCCACUUCCUAUAUCUGAUUUUUCCCAGUAAAUGAGGCAAAGCAAUUCUAAGACCUUCCACAAACAUCUAGCCAUCUAAAAUGGAGAGGUGAAUCCUUCUGCCUAUACAAACAAGCUAGCUAUUAGAGGGUGGUCGGGGUAUGCUACUCUAGGAUUUCAGAGUGUCUUCAAACUGAAAUCUCAAUGUUCUCAGUAUGAAAAACCUGAGAUCAGAUGCUUAUGUAAGGAAAGUGCUAUUCACCCAGUAACCCAAAAAAGCAAAUGGAUAAUGCUGGCCAUAUUUUGCCUUUCUGACAUUUCCUUGGGAAUCUACAAGAACCUCCCCUUCCCCCUCCCCCAAUAAGACCAUUUAAGUGUGUGUUAAGCAACUACAGAAUACUAAAUAAAAAGUUUGGCCAAAACCAACCAUGAAGCUGCAAACGGUGCUUGCUCUUACUGUUUCAAAUUUUUGCAACUCUGUAGUGUCUCACUUUUAAGGAACAGCUUGAUUGCAAAGGAGAAAAUAGAUAAGCAAUGAAGUUAUCUCCAACUUCUCAAAGGCUUAUGACUUCUAAAAAGUGAAUCUAUCAGCAUUCCACAUCAGAUUUAAAGCAUCAAAUGCCUGUGAAACAGCAAAGAUGGUUGAGGAUUUUGGUCAUUAAUGGUUGGAGUGCUGAUUUAUUCACACUAGAUAAAGCUGGCAGCAAGAGAAAUCAAAUGCUAAGAGUUGUUGAAGCAGAAGAAUGCUGAUUGUCGAUAAGGCACAACAGUUGCAUAAGCAGUACUCAUCAGAAUUGGUUUGGUGCAGGCAAUAGAUUUUUGCCUUCAGGGGUUCCUGUGGAUCUAAGGAAGGAAGGCAUCAGUGUUGGUUAGCACUUAACUAGGGAGUGGUAGUUACUUUAAAAAAAAAAAAAAGUAAUUGACCAGAUAAAGGGGAGCCGUUAAGGAAAUUGGUAAGUGGAGGUAGUAAGUUCUUGUGGUUCUUUAUGUGGAUUUUUACAGCUUUGGCUUACCUUUUGUUAAAGUCCUGGGGACAACUCUGCAAUUUAGAACUUCCUAAUUAUCGCUGACUGUCAGAAAUUUGAAGUAGAAAAAUGAAAGGCAUGAGUGGUAACUCUCUAUCCAUUAAACUGUUUGAUGUUUCAGCAAGUGGAACAUUUGGUAUAGUUUAUCCAGAAGUAGGGUUCAGCUAUAAAGCGAAGGGAGGAGUAGUGUCUGGAGACUAAAGUAACUGGGAACAUAGCUGAAAUGAUUGAAAGCACACUUGAAGAACUGGAAACAAUUGGGCCACUUGACUUUUUUUUUAACUGUACUGUUUGUAAGCCUGCUUUACCCCCACCACCUGUCAUGGAAACCAGUCAUGUUGGAGACUAGAGUCGAUAGUAUAUAAAGCUAAUGUUCUCAAAGGGACUGGAUUUGAGUUGUUGGGUUAGAAGAACUAAGUACAAAAACUUCCGAGAUUUUUUUCAUAGUAAAAUCAGUGCUAUCGUGUUUAAUCUUCACAACUGUGAGAAAUAGUCCAAAAAUUUGUAAUCCUCAUUGGACAGGCUCUUCUAAUCACAGACCAUGAUGAGGGUAUUGACCAAAUUUAAGUAGUUGUUGCACUUAACAUAGCUGUCUUCCUCAGUCCUCCUGUAAUGUAAACUACUUGGGAUUAUGCUUCUGAUGACUUUUUUUGGCUCUGGAGAUUUUAUUUAGAUAUCUUGAAAAUAGUGUAGAACAUAGAAAUUAAUCAUAGUAAACAUGAAUACUAAAUUCAAAUUAAGCAUACCUAAAUGACCAUUCGCUGUUUGGCAAAUAGUUUACUGACCCAGCAGACUUACUCCCCCAUUGGAAAAAGAAUCCGUCUUGAUUCUUCCGGCUUUAUACUGGUUGUAAAAAAGAAUGAUAAAGAAUGUUUUGUUUAACUGGUAGUUGAAUAUAGGACUUAGAUAUUAUAGAUCACUUUUCUCUUUUUGGAAUGUUUUGUAUUUGAAACUUAAUAAAACUUAACAUGCA